AUGCAUAUUGUCAUUAAUAUCAGCCCUUUCCGAUUGACCGAGCACGACAGUUAUGCCGAUUUCACCGAGCUCCCUGGCUGGGUCACUCCGGCUCAAAACCCUAAUCGCCAGUUUCAGUCUGAGAUGGCCCAUCGCGAGACGGCACUCAAUGCAUAUUUGCAAGUCUACCCCGGAUUAACGGUCAGAAGUCAUCCAGUAUCACAGGAACCCAGGGCAUUCAAUCCAGGGCCCGAUGCAGCGGCGUAG
Molecule: messenger RNA, 246 nt
Organism: Venustampulla echinocandica
Lineage: Eukaryota; Fungi; Ascomycota; Leotiomycetes; Helotiales; Pleuroascaceae
Exons: 1
Coding region: 1-246 (81 amino acids)
Source: RefSeq, a predicted model, not a curated record